CAGUCUCCAUGGAUGGGGCCAAUGUAAACUGGAAGUUUUUGGAGUUGCUUCAAGAAGAACUGCGUGAGCAGUAUGAGGGGAGACAGCUGAUUGUGGUUGGGAGCUGUGGCCUUCACACUCUACAUAAUGCCUGCAAAAGUGGUUUCUCUGUGUGGCAGCUAGAGAAAGUUUUGAAAGCCAUGCAUGUUCUCUUCCAUAAUGUGCCAGCUAGGAGAGAGGACUUCAUAACUUUGACAGCUUCUGCAAAGUUUCCACUUGCAAUCUGUAGCCACCGAUGGCUUGAAAACUUACCAGUAGCAGAGAGAGCCUUGGAGAUGUGGGCAUCUUUGACCAUGUACCUGGAUGCAGUCAGAACGAGGAAGCUACCAAAUCCAGGAACUGCAUCUUUUGACACACUUGAAACUGCUCAGAAAGACCCCCUUAUCCUUGCAAAGCUACAUUUCUACAUUGCUGUUACCAGGACUUUCGCUCCUUUCUUGACAAGAUAUCAAACUGAUGAACCAGUGAUGCCAUUCUUGGCCACAGACUUGGCAGAGUUGAUGAAGAGUGUGCUAAGGCGUUUUGUCAAGAGAGAAAUCCUGAAGGAUAUCAGUCCACUGCAGCUGGUCAAACUGGAUGUUGGUGACAAGAAUAACUGGGUCCCCCUGCAAGAUGUCACCCUAGGUUUGGGUGCAGAGUCAGUUCUUAAGGAACUUCAGCAACAAAAAAAGAUAGGGGAGCUUACUGUCCUGGAGUUCAGGAAAGACUGCAUCAAGAUGCUGUCCACCAUCAUUCAGAAAGUGCAAGACAAGAGUCCAUUAAAGUACCCCCCUGUUAGGCAAGUUGCCUGUUUGGAUCCCAGGAGGAUGUAUUCUGACCCAGACUGGUGCCAGAAAAACAUGACUAACCUGGUGCAGAGGUUUCUGCAAAACCAGCAGUUAUCAGGAGGUGUCUCUGCUGGUAGGAGAGAAUACAGCAGUUCAGUUUGUUUAUGUAAAAAUACAUGAAGAAAAUUAAUUUUG
This is a messenger RNA of Nothobranchius furzeri (turquoise killifish), 1001 nucleotides long. Lineage: Eukaryota; Metazoa; Chordata; Actinopteri; Cyprinodontiformes; Nothobranchiidae. The record is from RefSeq and is a predicted model, not a curated record.